ACCUCAAGGAUAACAUUUCUGUCCUUUCCAUUGGCCGCCCCGCUGCUGCAAGCCUCUUCCCGUCUUAUUUUGAUGAUGAAUAUGAAGGCAUGCUAAGCUGUGCCGGAGCGUAGCUCUCACUGACUGCACUCCCUCCCCGGGCUCAAGGACUCAGGGGCUCUCUCACUGCUUCCCCUGCCCACCACCAGCAGCAGCAACGCCAAAAGUUGUGAUGCUUUUCUUCACCCAGUGCUUUGGGGCUGUGUUAGAUCUCAUUCACCUGCGGUUUCAGCACUACAAGGCAAAGAGGGUUUUUUCAGCUGCCGGGCAACUUGUCUGCGUUGUCAACCCAACACACAGCCUAAAGUAUGCACCGACCCACUGUGCAGCUGCACAGACUUCAGCUGAGCAAGGUGUCUUUCCUCCCUGCCAUCACCACGAAGCAGUACAUGACCCCCAGCUGGUUCCCUGCACAUGCCCACUCUACUCCUGCCCAUGGGAAGGGCACCUGGAAGUGGUGGUGUCCCACCUGAGGCAGACCCACUGCAUCAACAUCCUUCAGGGGGCAGAGAUUGUCUUCCUGGCCACGGACAUGCACCUGCCAGCACCCACGGACUGGAUCAUCAUGCACUCUUGCCUUGGCCACCAGUUUUUGCUGGUCCUCAGGAAGCAGGAGAAGUAUGAAGGUCACCCCCAGUUCUUUGCUACGAUGAUGCUGAUCGGCACACCGACCCAAGCCGACAACUUUACCUACCGGCUCGAGCUCAACAGGAACCAGAGGCGCCUCAAGUGGGAGGCAACGCCCAGGUCUGUACUGGAGUGUGUUGACUCUGUCAUUUCAGACGGGGACUGCCUUGUGCUGAACACUUCCCUGGCUCAGCUGUUUUCUGACAACGGAAGCCUAGCUAUAGGAAUUGCAAUAACCACCAGCAAAGUUCACAGCGCAGAAGCCGAAAUGUGAGGGGAAGAGGAGGAACAACAACGGUGCUCUAGCUGCCUUGUGAGAACCAGAACUUGUGGACUUCUCGGGGGGGUCUCAGGUCUUUUGUGUAUUUAGUACUCGUCCACAGUGGGCAUUAUGUAAACAUCCUGUGGUUACGGUCUCUGUGUAAUGUAUCUACCAUUUUGUUAAUACAAUUUUAUGAGAAAUUUUAAAGAGGCUAAUCAAUUUAUUGUAACACUCCAGCAACACUGGAAACAACAGUUUCUCCUGGAAAGUGCACCCAGUGUGACUCAUAGAAACCUUUGGUCUGAGCGUGCUAUGCAAAUGUGUUUCCUUCGUUGCCUGCCUGUUCACCUGGUAUUGAGGAGGUCCCUGUGCCUUAUAAAAGGUAAAGUAUUCCACUGAGGGACAAGAACAUCCAAAUUUCCACACUAGCAACAGUGAUUUAACACUUACACUGUGGUCACAACCAAGCCCUGAGGAGCUUGCAGUUUUUCAGAGCUCCUAAGGAAGCAACCUUCAUCACCCAGACAAUGAAAGUUUCAAAGAAAAAGUCACCACCUCUGCUGAGCCAGGGCCUGGGAAGCCUCAUCCUACGUUAAAUCAGAGAUGAUCAUUGUGGGCAUGGUUAAAUUUCAUUCUUGUAUCAUGGUGGGCAGUGAGAUGCUUGCUAGGUGGCCUGGCUCCAGGAUGUAUAUAGCCAUUACCAGCCAUUGGGACAUUCACCAUUUUAAUUGCUAUUUCUUCAAGUAUUCAAAAACAGAUUUUCAGAAAAUAAAGUAUCAGGACCGUUCUAAGUUGCCUAUUUUCUUGCUAUUGAAUUCUGUGCCCCUUAGGUCCACAUCGUGUGCUGCUAAAUAUUGAUUUAAAACAAUGCAGCCAGAAUAUCUGUUUGUAAAUUGACUAUGAGAUUUUAAAUACUCUGCUAUAAAAAUAGCCUUAUUUUUUGUCUUCCAUACGCUCCAGGGGUG
Messenger RNA from Cuculus canorus (common cuckoo), 1893 nucleotides. It is a transcript of the gene SIAH3, whose product is annotated as siah E3 ubiquitin protein ligase family member 3. Gene Ontology annotation, biological process: proteasome-mediated ubiquitin-dependent protein catabolic process; multicellular organism development. The transcript is spliced from 2 exons. Gene Ontology annotation, molecular function: ubiquitin protein ligase activity; ubiquitin conjugating enzyme binding. Bases 212 to 940 code for a protein of 242 amino acids. Gene Ontology annotation, cellular component: cytoplasm. Lineage: Eukaryota; Metazoa; Chordata; Aves; Cuculiformes; Cuculidae. The record is from RefSeq and is a predicted model, not a curated record.